This is a messenger RNA of Pseudopodoces humilis (Tibetan ground-tit), 2598 nucleotides long. It is a transcript of the gene ASB4, whose product is annotated as ankyrin repeat and SOCS box containing 4. Lineage: Eukaryota; Metazoa; Chordata; Aves; Passeriformes; Paridae. The record is from RefSeq and is a predicted model, not a curated record. Gene Ontology annotation, cellular component: cytoplasm. Gene Ontology annotation, molecular function: protein binding. Gene Ontology annotation, biological process: intracellular signal transduction.
UUCAGCAUGCAACUGUGCUGUAGGGACCUCAGUGUGCCCCUCUUCACAGCACAAACAGAUACAUUUGGAAAUGGAUUUGGAGGAGACAUACAGAGAGGGAGAGAACACAGAGGGGAAAAUUACUCGAGCUGCAGCUGCUAAGUUGGUGAAAAAAGCUUUCCUCGAAGCCCUGAAGUCCAAUGCCUUUGAAACACUGGAAGAGCUCUUGAGCCAAAAGAAAAUAGACGUGGACACAGUGUUUGAAGUGGAAGAUGAAAACCUGAUUCUGGCAUCCUACAAACAAGGGUACUGGCUUCCCAGCUACAAAUUAAAAAUAUCUUGGGCAACUGGACUUCAUCUAGCUGUCAUGUAUGGACAUCUGGAGAGUCUUUUGGUCCUCCUCAAUCACAAAGCUACAAUCAACUGCCGGCCCAAUGGAAAAGCUGCCAUCCACAUAGCCUGUGAAAUGGCAAAUGUUGAGUGUCUCAAGAUCCUUUGCAACCACGGAGCUAAGCUGAACUGCUUUUCUAUGAGCGGGCAGGCGCCCCUGCACUUCUGUACAACACGAACCUCCAUGCCUUGUGCCCAGCAGCUGCUUUGGAGAGGAGCAAAUGUGAACAUAAGAACAAACAACAAAGAUGAGGAGACUCCUCUGCACGUCGUUGCACGUUUGGGUGUCCCAGAGCUUGUGGCCUUUUAUGUGGAACAGGGAGCACAGGUGGAUGCUCUCAAUGCCUACAUGGAGACUCCCCUGGCCUGUGCAGCCUACUGGGCCCUCCACUAUAAAGAUCAGAUAUACAGCCAGGAUCACCACCUCAUCUGUCGGAUGCUCCUAGACUAUAAAGCUGAAGUGAAUGCUCGUGAUGAGGAUUUCAAAUCACCACUCCACAAAGCUGCCUGGAACUGUGAUCACGUCCUGCUGCAUAUGCUGCUGGAGGCAGGAGCAGAAGCAAACAUCAUGGAUGUCAAUGGCUGUGCACCCCUACAGUACAUCAUAAAAGUGACAUCUGUGCGGCCAGCUGCUCAGCCAGACAUCUGCUACCAGCUGCUACUGAAUCAUGGAGCAGCUAGGAUAUACCCUCUGCAGUUCCAUAAGGUGCUACAAGCUUGUCAUUCCCACCCCAGAGCUGUGGAGGUGGUUGUCAACUCCUAUGAACACAUCAAAUCGACAUCUAAGUGGAAAGCAGCCAUACCUGAGGAUGUCUUGGAGCGGCACCAGGAUUUCUAUGACUCUUUGUUCACUGUGUGCAGCAAUUCACCACGGUCACUGAUGCACUUAUGCAGAUGUGCAAUUCGGGCAAUAUUAUCAGAAAGGUGCCAUCGACAAGUCCCCUUGCUGUCCAUUCCUCUGUCCAUGAAGAAGUACUUGCUGCUGGAACCAGAAGGAAUCAUCUACUGAGCUGCCACAGAGCAGGCGCUGGCAUCUCCUUUCCCGGAUCCAUGUGCCUCUGUGGGGUGCCAGAGAUCCAGGCACAGCCCUGACACAGCCCUGGGUGUGUGUCCAUUUGCUGGCAGCCUGCAAGCUGGGCUGGCAUUUACUGGCUCUCCAUGGAGCUGCUCUCUUUCCCUACACUGAGAAAUCACAGCUGCAGGCUGCAGUUUGUGCUGGGGAGGCAGAGCUGGAAAAGCCCCCGCUCCAAACACACCAAGGACACACACUGCUUUGUUCAGCCUGGCUUAAACAAUGCUGCUGCUUCUGUCAGUACUUAUACCUCUGCCUGCUAGACAGCAUUAGAUUAAAUCUGAGCAACCUUUCAUAUUGUUUCACUAUGAUUUUCUUCAGCUGUCCUUUUUGGAGUAAAAGAAAGGAUACUGUCAAAAAAUAAGCCACAGAAUUGCUUUCCCAGAAUGAAAAAGGCAAAUCGCUUUGGAUUGUGACCACAGACAGGCCUUCAUUAGUUUCUGCCUUUUCCUGUGCACUAACAUUCAAUGCUAAUUCACUGUUCACUACCUGUCUGUAUCUUAUAAAGCUUUGUCAUAAUUAUCCUUUUUAAUUGUAAGAAUUUUUUUCCUUUAUCAACCAUGUUAUGUAAACAUGAUAGAAACAUGCAGCCCUGAAUUUUUUUUUUUGUAUGUUGCUACACAAAUCCAGGUAGCUUUUAGUACAUACUGUCCCUGUUUGCACUCUCACUAUGACCAAUGAUAAAUUAACAUCCCUGUGUCAAGAAAGGCAGUGUUAAAAAACCUGCAAAGCUGUUCUUGUACUCAUCCCUAAUAUCUCUCAGAAUGAUGCUGGAUGUGAUCUGGGAAGCAUAUGACCCUUCUCUUCACUCAAUAUAAAAUGAACCUUACCUGGUAGCAUGGACACCUCAUUUUUGGAAGCUAGGUGCAGGUGAGAGGCUGAUGCAGCCCAUCUGGGCUGUUCCAUUUUUUAGGUCCUGACAAUUCUGGGCUCUGUGAAAGGAGAGGUAAGUCAGGCCCACCACUGGGAGCCAGUAACUCCUGACUUCUCAUUGCAUCUCUGACUAUGAAGAUGUCAGUCCCUGUUGUUACUAUUAUCUCUUUGCAAGACAGCCCACAGCAUGCUAGGCUCUUCCCAGACAAACCAGAGCAUCCAAGCUGUUCAAGCGUCUCUGUGUCUCACAAAGUGGCAACAGCAGCAUUUGCAGGAAUGUGCAG